This is a messenger RNA of Talaromyces atroroseus, 2940 nucleotides long. Its product is annotated as Autophagy-related protein 13. The transcript has 3 exons. NCBI's taxonomy places the organism in Eukaryota, Fungi, Ascomycota, Eurotiomycetes, Eurotiales, Trichocomaceae. The record is from RefSeq and is a predicted model, not a curated record. Gene Ontology annotation, biological process: piecemeal microautophagy of the nucleus; protein localization to phagophore assembly site; autophagosome assembly. Bases 1 to 2940 code for a protein of 979 amino acids. Gene Ontology annotation, cellular component: phagophore assembly site; extrinsic component of membrane; Atg1/ULK1 kinase complex.
AUGCACCAGCAUCCGCGAUCACCGUUGCCGGCACGACAGCCCAGCAUAUCAUCGCCGAGAUCAGGGAGAGCACAUGCUUUGAGAUCUCAGGAUGAUGACCGGCAGCCUUCCGGUCAGGCUUCGGACACAACAAGGGGCUUAGGAAUAGAGGCAGGAACCGACACCGCCGCUCCCGGGAAGGAAGCCAUGGCGAAGCUCAACCAGAUUGUAUCAAAUUACCACACCAAAGCUGCGUUGAUCAUACUCCACGCGAGAGCUGAACUCCCCCCAACCUUCAUCAAAGGAUCCGACACACCGAGAGUAAAUCGAUGGUUCAAUGUGGACCUGGACGAAACCGAUGAAUAUCGGGACAGUAUACGAAAAUGGAGAACGUGCGAUGCUACUGAUAAUAGGCCGCCACCCAUGAUCAUCGAAACGUUUCUCGAUGCAAAGUCUUUGACAAAUAGUCAGACCCUCGUUCUCAUAGACGAAAAUGGAAAACGCUGGGAUGUCGUGGGCGCUUUGGCAGCGUCGCAGAAUUCCACGGUGAGGGCCACACCAAAGGAAGUUGUUCUAGAAAGAUGGAAGGUUGAGCUGGGCGAGUCUUCCGCGAGACCACCCCCUGACUUGGGCUCUAUACUCCCGACUGUUUACAAGAAAAGUAUUGUCUUGUUUCGAUCGUUACAUGCAUAUGCGAGAUUAUUACCGGCUUGGAAGGUCGUCAAACGUGCCGGAAUCAUGCGCACAAACCCGGCCUUGAAGAUCAGAUAUCGGAUCCGUGAAGCUCGUAAUGCUGAUUUCACUUCGACCGACGAUAGCCUGACACUGUCUCUGCAAUCUGGAGUCGAUAAAGUCGUCGACACAUAUUCCUUUGGCACUACUGAUUCACCAGCCGGGCCCUUCUCAGUUCAAGUGACCUACCGCCUUAAUGUCGAUUUCCGAGUCGAUGAUUCAGAAUCACUUCUCAGUUCUCGCUUCAUGGGCGCCGAUGACAAUUACUUCUUGCCGUCUUUACCCUCUGAAGAACCAAGCAAGCCGCUAGCUCAAGAAUCCGGCUCCCUUCCCUCAGGGCGACGAGCUUUGGAAAACCCUGAUCGUUCUCAGGCCUAUGGUAGUCUCUCAACGUUCCAUCAAAUAGGGCCGACAACAGGUGCCAGUCCCAUAUCAACAUUACGAGCUGCCCGAGAUUUGGGGAGUACCUCUCCAUCCUCCGUUUCCCCUCCGCGAAAGCUGCUCUCUGCUGCUAAGCUAGGACCAGUAGGUCGCCUGGUUGGUGAGAGCACUAGCGGCAUGGUCAGACGCCCAUCGAUUUCAAUCCAGCCUUUCAAAGCUCCGCCACUGUCAGCAUCUCCUUCACUCGUGGACCCCCCUCUAGGUGCGUCCCCACGAGCAGGUUCUAGUCGUACAGGGAUAGCAUCAACUUUGAGCGACCCUCGAGCUAUGCCACCACCAACAGUGCCGGCCUCAGCAGGGCGCAAAACAGGUCUUGAACAAGCAAUACCAUCAUCCGCAUCCGUCUCCCCGAAACCUACUCCGAUUUCAAGGUAUAGCAGUUCUUUUAGUCAUCGACGUGGCAGGCUAUCAUCCGGCGGCAACACGCGUAUUGAAGAAGACAACAUUUCAAGUGGGAAAGCAAGCGCAACGUCUUCCGGUGCUCCCCCUGGCUCCGGAAUACUGGCCGAUCCCAGCGGCGCCAGUGGUGACUCCAUGCACACAGAUGAUGAGAAUAUAUCCGACUUCCUGAAGAUGCUUGACUUGAAGAAGGACCUACUGAAUCCUGUGAAAGCAGCUGCAGUUGAUGCUGCAACUCGAAGAACAUCUGCGGCAUUGACUCGGUUCCAGAGAAUGCGCGACACCAACGCUGCACUUUCUGACUCGAUGUCGUCCUCAUUCCUUCUCCACCGUUCCUCCAGUUCAUCUAGUCGGCAGUUAUCUAAUGUUCCACCGAUGGUUGCUGGCACAUCAAUAUCCACAGCUUCAUCUCCAGGAAAACCCUUUUCUCCUCAUACUCCUCAUGCACCAGCCAUACGAUCCCGAUUAAGUUCCAAUAAUAUUGUGAGCUAUGAUAGGGAGCGGGAGCCUUCUCCUCGGCAAGCAGAUGUUGAGCAAAAUUUCCAAACUGAAGUAAAUCAAAACGAGGAAACAUCGUAUCGCCCGACUCAACCAGGUGCGAAUGUGAUUGACAUUCCUAAAUCUCCCCGUUCUUGUGCACCCGUCUAUCGACGUUCGAGCUCUGCUUCUCAGAGUCGCCGUAUUAGUGCCGGGGGUGGUGGUGGUGACGAUGAGGAAAUAUUUCCCUUUGGAAUGCGGAGUCUUUCCCUAGGCGCAGAUGACAGGGCUCAUCUCAGCCUAGGUGCUCGAAUGCGACAACAAGAGUACGAGACUAUGGAUGCGAAUGGUGAACAGCAAAAUGCAGAGGCAGCCCAACCAUCUGAUGACGCCGGUAAUUCUGCAUCAUUUCCUUUCCGUGAAUUCAACCCGCAGCGUGGAGGAUUUGGAUCCAGUGCUGCUGCCACAUCGACAUCAUCAAACCACCCCUACCAAGCUCGCUUCUCUCACAGUCGAGGCCGAGGGUCUUCAGGAGGACCGCAAUCUCACAGUUCCACCUCCAGCAGUUUACCACGUGGCAGUGCCAUACCGGCACAUCUCACCGAGCGAGAACGAGAGCGCGAGGGCAGCGCAAGCGGAAGCGGAAGCAAUAGUGUCACGUCGCUCAUGGACAAUCGGCGUGGAACUAGCCGCCGCUCCAUCUCCGGACGCUCCCUAGCCCAACACACAGCAACGGCUUUUGAAGAGGAUGAGCCACUAUUAUUCGCAAUGAGCGACUUUGGUGCCUCACGACGGAGCCUUGAAGAAGGUAGGCGGACUAGUGUUGGAGAUUCAGGGGCAGCCUCUGGAGGAUCCAGAAGGGGUAGUGGACGACGAGGCGCCGGUAUGCCGAGCUUUCAUCCAUGGCAAUAA